Molecule: messenger RNA, 678 nt
Organism: Cimex lectularius (bed bug)
Lineage: Eukaryota; Metazoa; Arthropoda; Insecta; Hemiptera; Cimicidae
Exons: 4
Coding region: 153-608 (151 amino acids)
Source: RefSeq, a predicted model, not a curated record
GCUGAUAUUUAUCUUGAGAAAUAGUUUCAGCAAUAAUUUUAUUUACAACUCUUUACAUAUUACUACAAACAUUAAACUUUCGUUACAUGACAUCAAAAUCAUUAAGAUUGAUCCUGUACGUCCUAUAAAAUAGCUGUAGAAGAUAUAAAACAAUGUCUUCAAUGUGUGACAGCGGCGAUUUAAUAUACACAGCUAGAUCACUGAUCACCAAUUUGAAGUCAUAUUCAGAGAAACAGAACGCUCUCCGUUGGAUCCGAAAAAUCAACGUGGCAUACAAAAGCCCUGAAAAUGAGAUUCUAAAGCAAGACCUUUUGAAAGCUCUAAUCAAUAAAAUGGAGGAGGGUGAACUUGUACAUCCUUUUAAUGAAGCACCCCCUGAUGGCUCGAUCAAAGCCCUUUAUCAAUUAAUAGAUGAAGAAGACAAAACAUUUUCGGACUAUAUCGAUCCUUCAAAAGGUUUGUGGGCUAAUAAAAAUAGGCCUCUGAGCCCAAAACGUCCUAUGCUGUACAAAUUAUCCCCUGAUGGAGGUGCAUUCUUGUCGAGCCAGCCUCUGCCCGAACAAGGCGUUUAUUGCUACAUUGCCACAUGCUGGCCGCAGAAUAACUAGACACAUAAAACAAAAAUAGUUGUUUGUUUGCACAAGGUUCAAAAUAAAAUGCUCAAAAAAUUGAUUUAAU